AUGGUUUAUUUGGGCCUUCUCCUCAUAUUUACAGCAGUUUCCUACUGCUUUAACCCGCUUAAGUUGCGGAAACUCGACAUCAGCCAGCGAUCCCUAAAUUCCUGCACAGAAUACAACGAGCACCAUCUAGAUAACGUAUAUUACUCCUACUUCAAACCAUUACCAGACGUUUUAAUAAAUUCAGUAUAUGAAGGACAUUAUAAAAUCUGGGAAAGCAAAUUACAUGGAGAAUUCUGCAAGUAUGCCCUAGUAGCAUAUAAGCAUCAGUCACCAUACCUAAUAUAUAUACUGAGAGAUAACCCUGAAUUCACAUGUGACGCAUAUUAUGUCAAAUAUGAGUUGGGAUGGGAACCAAUUGAUGGAACAACCUACAAAGAACUAAUUAAUCAGUUGGAAAAAAUACGACAUCCACACAAUGUAACAUUAUUCCUCGAUAAUAACUCAACAUUACCAACAUAUGCCACUGUACACGAGUACGUUGGUAAGUUUAGAGUUCAAUUUGUAGCUCCCAAGUAUGGCUAUACAGCUUGGAGAGUCCACCUAAAUGGGACAAUUUGGUCUUCUAGAGGUAACGAGAGCAGAUGUGCCGCUGUUUGGUGUUACCUUUUAGAUGGUUUUAACAUUACAUAUGUUAGGUUAUUGGUGAAACAUUCAGAUGGCGAAGCUGAACUGCUUGACUUUUACCAGAAAAAUAGGCGUUGGGAACGGCCACUGGAUACAACGCGUUUCGCAACGAUACUUGGAAUCGAGUCCCCAGAUAGUUUUCUACAUCCAGAAUACGAUUUCAUGGAUAGAAUUGGUGAAAUUCACUUCCCACCAUUCAGACCACAAACUGCUCAGUGGGAUCUAGUAUCAAGUAAUACUGACCCGAAUGUGUUAUACAUUGACACAUUUAUCACCAACGAGUAUGUGUUUACUCAGAAAAUACAUUUGGAUGGCGUGUUUUAUCAAGUCUUCAGACCGAAAGGUGAUGCGAUGGUAUAUUCGGUAAAGGAGUCAUAUUUAAAGGUCUGGAGACCAUACCGAGAUGAAGUUUUAAAGCUUGCCAUUGUGGCGUAUGAUCGUAAUAUACCAGUGCUAAUGUAUACUAUUAUUAAUUUUGGCAACACAAUUAAUACUUUUUAUUUCCGUAAAAAAGUCUUACGGACCAAUACCGCCAGUAACACUACUACUGAUACUGCUAGUGGUAACAAUUUUAGAGAUGAAGAUUAUAUAAAUAAUUCAUGUUGGAUAAGGACGACAUGUACAUAUUAUAAAGAGAAAAUUGAUAAAUUGAGCUUAUUAUCAUAUGAGAAGGUAGAAAAUGUGACGUUGGAUAUAUAUUUACCAUCUGAUAGUAAUUUAUUUUACUAUACAGCUGGUAAAGGAUAUUCAUACUAUUCACCAAAGCCUACUUAUAAAAUUACAAGGGUUGUGAAUCAGUUGGAUGUAAUUUGGGAGUCUACAGAUGGUGAAAGAGUUAUUUCAGCAUAUGUAUAUGAAAAUGGUACACCAUAUCUAAUUAAACUUGUUGUCGCCGAUAGUUCUAGUACUCGGGUAAUUGUAUAUUAUUUGUUAAACGAUAAGUUUGCCAUGGUUAAAUCUGCCUUACCACAACCAAGUAUGCAAACAACUCUCAGCUUAAAUAACCUUGUAAAUAAUUUCAAAGGUACAAUAAAUGAUAGUUAUAAGCCAAUAAAAGAAUCAAAUGAUAAAUCAAUAGAUAAUGGAACAAAUGAAUCAAAUAAAGAAUCAAAUGAUGUUGUAAAAUAUAAAUUAAUAUUAAAUGGACAAUUAAAAGAAGUAAUGAAGGAACAUUAUGAUCAAGUAGUUAAAGGUUUGGAGGAGUUUUAUUACCCUCAAUAUGAUUUCACACCUAAAAUACCUGAAUUCCCACUCUCAUAUCCACUAGAUACCUAUCAAUCACUCUACAAUUUCUCAUAUUAUCAAUCACUGAAUAGUAAUGAUGUGAAAGCUCUAACCAAUACUAUAAGAAAUGGUGUUACUAAUACAAGUGUUGUGAAUAAUAGUGUUACUGCCAAUAGAGGUGUUAAUGUUGGUUUUCCUGGUACAAGUGUUAAUGUGAAUAGAGAUGUAAAGGAAUUUAUAGAUAAUUUUGUAGUGCCAUAUUAUAAUAUGGAAGAUUGUAUAUUAUUGGAUAUAACACACCCGAAUAAAAAGCUGACACAAGUGUCAGACGAAGUCUUCGAUGGUGUUAUCAAGGUAAAGUUCAUACAACCAAUGCCGGGAAAAUACUUUAAAGAAAUAUCUGAAAAGGAUACGAAAAUGUAUAUGAGGUUGAGUAAUAGUGAGGCGUCAAUAGGAAUCCACCUCUACUCAAAUCAGAACAGAUAUGUGCUGGCAGACGUGAUGCUGGCGGCGUCAAGACCAGCGUCAAUCCACCUCAAAAAGGUCAAUGACAUGUGGAAAUACAUUAGAAAGUCUGAAUUCACACAACUAAUGCAACAACUCAAAUCAAACAAUUAA
Messenger RNA from Theileria annulata, 2466 nucleotides. RefSeq lists its product as uncharacterized. The record is from RefSeq and is a predicted model, not a curated record. Lineage: Eukaryota; Apicomplexa; Aconoidasida; Piroplasmida; Theileriidae. The coding region runs from base 1 to 2466 and encodes 821 amino acids. The transcript has a single exon.